AUGCUCCUCUUCUCCCGCCGCCCCUUCCCUUCACCCCGCCUCCCCAUCCGCCGCCUCUUACGAUGCCGCUGCACCUCCUCCGCCCCGUACCACGAAUCCUUCGCCCGUCGCAUGGCCCUCGCUGGCAUCCACCCCCACCACCGCAUUGCGGUUGGGGUCUCCGGCGGGCCGGACUCCAUGGCGCUCUGCGUGCUCGCGGCGGCUUGGAAGAAGGCGGCGGAGGGCGGGUCUGGGAGGAAGUCCGAGGACAAGGGAUCCGUCGCCCCAGGGCUCGUGGAAGGGCUACUCGGGGUCGUGGUCGACCAUGGGCUGCGGCUAGAGAGCGCCGAGGAGGCACAGCUAGUGCGUGCCCGGGUGCACGCCAUGGGUGUCAUGUGUGAGAUUGCUACAUGUGAGUGGCCAAAUGGGCGGCCAAAUCUUGGGCAUCUGCAAGAGGCGGCCCGUGAAAUGAGGUACCAAAAACUAUUGGACAUUUGUAUAAAGCAACAAAUAGGAGUCUUACUUAUUGCACAUCACUCUGAUGACCAGGCAGAGCUCUUUGUUUUGAGAUUAUCUCGCAACAGCGGAGUUUUGGGUCUUGCUGGCACAGCCUUUGUCUCCCAAUUGUUUGCACCUAAUUUGAAAUAUGAUGGACAUAAUUUUUGUCGUUACGGAAUCCUUCUUGUUCGGCCCAUGCUUGAAUUUUCGAAAAAUGACAUGUAUAAGAUAUGUCAAGGAAGUAAUCAUUUGUGGGUUGAAGAUCCAACAAAUAAUAGUAUGCAGUAUGCUAGGAACCGAAUUCGGGCAUCUUUGAGAUGUUUAUCCCCAGAUGGUGCCUUUCAAUCAGAACUUCAGAAACUGAUCUAUGCAUGCCGGUUGACACGAGUGUGUGUCAGCAAUGCCUGCAAUCUGGCCAUCAAGCAGUCUGUCACAAUAAGCGAGUACGGGUACGCUGUCAUUGACCUUAAAAAACUUGACCCACAAAAUGUUGAUGAUCUUUGUCUUUCACAAUAUUUGGCAUGCGUAUUACAGUUUGUUUCACAGAGGCACAGGCCGAUCCGUGGAAGAGCUACUCGAUUGUUCAUGGACUACAUUCGUAAUACACCUUGCAAGGGUGCCCUUACUGUAGCUGGUUGUUACAUUUGCACUUUUCCAAGGUCUAAAAGUACAAAAAUACUAGUCUGUUGCUCUGCUGACUUGCUCGAGUCAUUUUCUGGUGAGAUGUCCUACAAGUGUUCCUAUGAAGAACAGCCACCACCGGUACCUGAAAUUGAUCAUGUAGCACUUGAAGCGCGCUUAUACUUUAACCAAUUUCUACAGUGCUCAAGAAUACCUUUUUUGAGUCAUGAAUCCUCUACUGAUGUUCUGAAUAGAGCAAAGGAUCUCAAUAUUAUAGGUGAUUUUUCGUUAGAAAAGCUCCUCAACCUGCAAACAGAAGAACAUCAGAAAUUUGUAAGAACAACAGAACAUAAAUAUGAGGAGCAAUACUUGGAGAAAACAAGCUUUCCUGAUGUGAAAGUUCUUUGGCUCUGGCCUGGCGAAACAUGUCACUUUAUGAGCAGGUUCUUGAUUACAUGGAAUACUUUGGAAGCUGUUCCAAAUGGAAUAUGUUCAUAUGACAGUCAAAAAGGGAUAUGCCAGCAUUGUGCAGUGAAUCAAGAUGGAAGUCUCGCAGUUCGUCACAUGUUUGAUACCGAUUGGUUGUUCCUUGCUGAAGUUUCUAGAAUUGGCUCAGUGGAGGAGAACCAGAAUGUCUCAAAAGUUUCCAGUGAGAAAUUGAAGGGCGAUGAGCUCCUGAAUCACUCUAAUUAUUUGCAAUUAUCAGCAACGAAAGCUCUUGAGGUCCUGAGAUGUAUUCCAGCUUCUGCAAGACGAACACUGCCAGUGCUGACCAAUUCUCAAGGUGACAUAUUGAGCAUACCGAGUGUUGGCUUCCGAUGCUGUCCUAGCCUAUCAAUCGAAGCCGUAUUUCAUCCAAGAGUACCACUUGGUGGGGGAUACACUUCAUAUUUAUGAUGGCUCGAUCUUUAUUUGUGGCAAAAAAGAAAUGUCAAGCACAGUGAGAUAUAUAACUGCCGUGCUAAAUGACUACUGUCUGAACCUUGGCAGUUGGCACUGAGAAUGCUAAAUGUUUAGUUUUUGGACGCCACAAUAUUGUGCAAACGGAUGUGGAACUUGCUAAAGAGCAAAUGCAUGUUGAUAUGCCAGAGGAAGGCCUUCUUUUGGCUCAAUGGUUGUAACUUGUGCAUGGCAUCAAGAUUACAGAAGGUGUACAAGAGCUACAAACACAUGCUGACAAGUCUUCCCAAAAAUCUUUGCUACGCCUUUUCCUGGCCAGAAGGUGUUUGGGAAAGCUUCUAAAUCUGGGGUUCAAUGUCCCGGAAAAUCCCCGGGGUCAGGAUAGUAAAGAGCUGAUUCUAGGGAAAGCUAGAAUUUCACUUGAUGUUGAAUCAAUCAUCAGAAGAAGUAUUAGGCCAAAAAUUAGGAUAUAUUCUGGGACGAUAUAGUAGCGGUGAUGAACAAUCAGAGGUGAAGUUGCUCCUGAUGCGCUGUAAAUAUUUAUCUCUUCAAUAUUGUUUAAUACAUUAUUGCGGGCAAGGCUUGUGGUUGAGGGCAAGGUCAGGUGUCUCUGGGGCAAGGCUUGUGGUUGUGAAUGCUAGGUGUUCGGGAUGCAAUGAAGUCAGGGCAUUUGGCUUUGCGAACUGGCAGGUGGCAUACAGGCCAGUCAAAUGUCAAGAUAAUUGGAAAAGGUUGAUGAAGCUAUAAAAAGUUGAUAAGGGAGGUAGGAGUUAUUAGCCAGAAUUUACUCGACUAAAUGUGGUCACCAAAACAGCUGCA
This is a messenger RNA of Lolium rigidum, 2817 nucleotides long. RefSeq lists its product as uncharacterized. The transcript is spliced from 13 exons. Lineage: Eukaryota; Viridiplantae; Streptophyta; Magnoliopsida; Poales; Poaceae. Gene Ontology annotation, molecular function: ligase activity, forming carbon-nitrogen bonds; ATP binding. Bases 1 to 1995 code for a protein of 664 amino acids. The record is from RefSeq and is a predicted model, not a curated record. Gene Ontology annotation, biological process: tRNA processing.